AUGGGAAGCCAAGUAGGAAUAAAUGGGCUUCUCGGCAGAGACCGGGAGCGUCACCAGAAAAAGAGAAAAGAAGUUCAUGAGGAACCUGUACAGAAAAGAAAAAAGGUGAAAAGUAGUAGGAGCCAGCCUGUCAUUAAAAUUGAGAAAGGUGUUCAAACUGCCAUUAAAACUGAGGAUGAUGACAAGCUUGAGAUGAAAACAAAGGUAAGGAAAAAGGAAAAUUUAAAAGAUGAUGAAUGUUUAAACCAAUUAGAACUGAAGAAGAAAAACAAGAAAAAGAAAGUUGGCUCUGAAUUACUGGAAGAAGCACAUUCAGAAAGCUUUGUGAAUGUAGAAGGCCAUCUGGAUUCAGAACCUCAAGAAGAAUCAGAGGAACAUACUAAGAUUCUCAAAAAGAAGAAGAAAAAAGUCCAAUGUCAUUCCUCCUUAUCAUUGGAGAAUAAUGAGAGUAGUGAUAGGGAGCUUUCAAAUCAUCAUACAGGUGGUACUAAGGAAAAUGAAUUUGCUUUUAAAAAAAGCAGAAAGAAUACUGCUUUGAAUUUGGAACUGGAUGGUGAAGUAACUAAGAAAAAAAAGAAGAAAGGCAUUUUUUCUUUUUCAUUAGAGGACAUCCAGGACAGUGAACAUAAACAGUCUGAAAAAGUUCGUAAAAAAACACACAAAUACAUUUCACAAGAAAAAGCUUUUACAGGCAAAAACCAUGGAACAGAAAUUACCCAGAAUGGUGGGGAGAGUUACGUGAGAAGAAACAAGAGGAAGAAAAAGAAAGACAAGUCUGACUCCUUUUUACCACUAGCAGAUAAACAGGACACCAUCUAUGGAAUUGACGAUAGCCCCAUUGCAUUAAGUGACUUCAGAAAAUGGCAAAGGAAGAAUUCCCAGGGAAUUGCAUUGACAAAUAGAGAGGAAGAGGACACUACUGAGAACUCUGGAAGUAUCAGAGACACCAAGAGGAAGAAGAGAAGCAAAGCUGUUUCUUCCUUGACAUGUGAAGUUUCUUUAAACAAUGACAGUGCAUCUAAAAGCCAAAAAGUAAAGCUACUAGAAAGCAGUAAAAAGAACAAGGAGAGCGAAAUGAAGCGAGCUGAAUGUGUCACAGAGGACAUUGUAGAGAGGGUAUUAUGCAAUAGUAAUCAUAUGCUCUGUGACAGAAAAAGAAAAAAAGAAGUACCACAGGACUUUGCUGCAGAACCAGGUUCAAAAGCAAAUACAAAAAAGAAAAGGACCAAAAGAGAAGACAUGGGAAAUGAGGGACAGGAACAUGUGGAUGAUGUAACUAUCGUGCAGGAAAAAAAAGGAAACUGUGAUGAAGUUAACAUAGACAAGGUAAGGCGGCAGGCUCUGCAAGAAGAAAUCGAUAGAGAAUCUGGCAAAACUAAGGUUUUCAGUCACAAAGUGGAAUGGGAUACAAAGUUCGGCCAGUGGAGUACAGCCGCAUUUCGAAGUUCUGAGGAAGAAAAGAAGUUUUUUAGACUGAUGGGUGGCUUUAAAAAGGGCUCUGUGCCUCUCCAAAAUUUCUCAGCAACUGCAAACAAACUGAACAUGGCUCUGAACAGGGAAGGGGAGGAGAAGUUACAGCAGGCUCUGAAGAUGGAAUUCGAUAAAGCAAUGGAUUUGAAGCAACAUAGAGGAAUUGGUCUUGGAUUUCAACCUGCUGCCAACAAAAAAGUAUACAUAGAUAAAUAUACAUCUAGAUCUAUAAAAUUUGAAGAUUAA
This is a messenger RNA of Leptosomus discolor (cuckoo roller), 1716 nucleotides long. Lineage: Eukaryota; Metazoa; Chordata; Aves; Leptosomiformes; Leptosomidae. The record is from RefSeq and is a predicted model, not a curated record.